This is a messenger RNA of Lindgomyces ingoldianus, 714 nucleotides long. RefSeq lists its product as uncharacterized. The transcript is spliced from 8 exons. The record is from RefSeq and is a predicted model, not a curated record. Lineage: Eukaryota; Fungi; Ascomycota; Dothideomycetes; Pleosporales; Lindgomycetaceae. The coding region runs from base 1 to 714 and encodes 237 amino acids.
AUGUUGGAAUGUGUUGAUGUUGAUGGUCUCAAGAGCAUCCGCAUUCCGCGCUCAAUGCGGCAAGACCUGACCCGAUGCAAACCUAGGUCAAUUUGCACAACGGCUAGAGGGGAAAAUAAAUUUGCAUUCCUAAUGAUACACCAUGAUGUCAUUCUAAAACGUAGAAAUGAAGUAGGCCCGAGGGGCCCAUUUCUCACUAGCACUGUGGUCGACACAGGUCAAUCACCACACAAGCCGCUCCAUACAGCUGGCAUGAAACACAUUCACCCGUAUAUGCGAUUUGCCCAACCGAACCGGUCACCGCCGCCCGUUCUCUCAGUUAGCUGUAUUGGCUCUCCAGAUCUGCCGGGACUCCGCACUGUCAGAGAAAAUGAAGUCAGUACACAUGUGGAAUUUAGUGAUAUCAACAACCGAGCUUACCCCAGGCAUAAAUACCAUGCAGUAUACACCAUCAAUUCUUGGCAUGAACCUCGAGCUCAGAAGCUCAAUCAUAUCGUUACUAGAGCAGCAAUGAAGAAAGAUGAGAAGGGCAUUUUGAGAACGUUUUCCAGUGCCGGCAUUUGGCGAAAUGACUACGUACUCUUAUUUAUAGGCGUGAGAGUUUACUUAUUCAAGUCAUUCAGAUCAUACAGGAACCUAGUCGACGUCACACCACGACAGGUCUACGACGAACUCAUAUUAGGCUCGUGUCGUUACUCUACCUUUCACCCGUAA